CGGCUCGUAAUUUUAAACAGAAGGAGAGCAGCCAGCGAGUGCUUGUAAGCUAAAGCUACUAGCAAAAACAUCGAUAAUUACUGACCUAAAUAAUGGGUUUUUGUCCCUCUCGUUAUUUCGGAUGAAGUGUUGGUGUCAGUCAUGAAUAUGAGCACGCAUGUUAUCACUCCUGGACCGUAUCGAGCCACGAAACUGUGGAACGAGGUGACGCGUUUGUUUCGGUCGGGCAUGCCCCUCAGGAAGCACCGCCAGAACUUCCGGCAUCACGCCUCCUGCUUCACGGCCUCCGCGGCGGUGGACUGGUUGCACCAGCUGCUUCGAAGCAACAACAACUUCGGCCCGGACGUCACCAGGCAGCAAACCGUUCAGCUCCUGAAGAAGUUUCUGAAGAACCACGUCAUUGAAGACGUGAAGGGUCGCUGGGGGACAGAGGAUCUGGAGGACAACAACGUGCUUUACAGAUUCCCAUCCACUUCUCCUCUGAAGCCCAUUCCMUGUCCAGCUCAAGCUUCAGCCUCCAGCUUCGUAAGAAGAAGACCCUCAUUCAGGGACAAAGAUGAUUUCUUUAAGUUUCGAAGUAUCAAGAAGAACGAGGAGACCUUGGAAAAUGUAGACCCUGCCCUCCAAACACAGCAAGAGGGAUUGAAUCAGCCAGUAGAGGAGCAGCAGCAACAGAGACGGGAGCUGACGGCCGAGGAUGAACAAGAAAUCUGGAGAGACAUCACCCUGACCCACCUGCAGAGAAUUCUGGGUGUUUCGUCUCUUCAUGAGGUUUUAGAGCUGCGAUGCAUAAAUCCACAGAACAUCAUCCACAACAUGACCAAAGUCAACAAGCAUGGAGUGGUCACUCUAGAAGACAAGACCAAUGAUCUUCCACAUUGGGUUUUAUCUGCCAUGAAGAGCCUGGCUAACUGGCCAAAGUACGACAGCGACCAGCCAUCAUAUCCUGGAUUUGAAAGGGAUGUCUUCAAAACCGUGUCGGAUUACUUCUACAGCCUUCCGCGGCCGUUGCUCACAUAUGAACUGUACGAACUGUUUAUCAACGUCCUGGCGUUUUGUGGCUACAUCACGGCGCCCAAUCAGCUCCAACCUGGGAAACGUAAGAAGCCYGAACUUCCCGCUGUUCCACCUCCGGCCAAGUCGUCCUUUCGCUCCACAGAGUGUCUCCUCCUGUCGCUGCUCAGGCAGGGGUCGUGUGASGAGGCGGAGUCGCCUAUGAGAGAGGUGCUCGGCGGGAAGCUUCAGUCCCGGUUGGUGACGGCGGCGGCGGAACGGGAUGUGGGAGGCGGCUGCCCGAGCACAGUUCCGUCCACGAGACCUCAAACGAGGAGCUGUUCCUUGGAAACUAUCCUCGAUACCUCGGCUCUCAUCGCUCAGCAAGAACAGUUUUCAUCCAUGGACAGCCUGGCGUCUUGCUCUCGCAGCAGCAGCCAGGACGUGAGCCCUGCCAUCACCUCACAGGACCGCUGCUCAGACUCUGCAUCUGUGGUAAAGACGAACUUUGCUGCUUGUGAAAACACUCCAGGAGUUACAAGAAGGAAAAAAUCGUCUAGGCCGAUGCUUGUGGCUCAGAAGUCGUCAUCGUUGCGGCCUCGCAGCGUGGGCAGCUGUCUGGACGUCCACGUAGAGUCCAGAGAGGAAAACGUCCAACAGAUCCGGUGGCAGAGUCGAGCGACCAGCUGCUUCAACCUGAACAAUCCUGCGAGCCAGCAUUUCUCCUCCUURGCGCCACAUCCCCCUUUGUUGCCCUCCCAUCUUCCCUCCUCUUCUUCCCGUCAGCUCUCUUUUUAUUCGUCUGCCACGACUGAAACGCAAGGCUCCAGCAGCGGGCCCAAACCCGCMUCCAGUACCUCUAAUCUUUGGCCUCCGCCUGCUGCUGCCGUCCGGCGCUGCUUCAGCUCUCUGGAUGUGUCCGAGCCGCCUCGACCCGUGCCGCUGCUCAAUCUGCCUGUCCGUGUUCCCGCCAGAAACUUCCAGCUCCCUCAACCCAAACCUGAGCACAGUAUCCUCCAGCCUCAGUGUGAGCGCGUGGCCAUCGAGGCCCUGCAGCUUUGCACUCUGCUCCUCCCCCCUGCUUCCCGCAGGAAGUUGCAGCUCCUCAUGAGGAUGAUGUCUCGCAUCAGUCAGAACGUGGACAUGCCUCGCCUGCACCCUGCCAUCGGCACCCGGACACUGAUGGUUCACACGUUUUCAGGCUGCAUCCUCAGCAGUGCCGUGGAGUGCGACUUGGAUGAGCUGCUGGCUACCAGACUGGUCUCGUUCCUAAUGGAUCAUCAACAAAACAUCCUCUCAGUCCCAGAAUACCUGCUGAGUGCCAUCAGCGACCACAUACAGUACCUGCGCACAGUACAGGUCCCUGUCGACUGUGGUUUAAAUAAUGAUGGUGGUGAUCCAGUUUGUGUUCCAGUACCGAUGUACGCGUUCUGCAAGCAAAUAAGUGGUGCUGAGUUUGAACAGCAAAAAGUGGAGUCCUCUCAGAAAGCCAUGGAGGAGCUGUUGGAGAUGCUGCUGACAGACCAAAACCUUAAUGAGAAGGACAGACGCAAGAAACUAAAGCAGUUUCAGAAGCAGUACCCAGACAUCUACAGCCGCAGGUUCCCCUCAGGCAGGGAAAAUAAGGCUGAGGGCAAGCCAAAGAUCAAACCUCCACUCCUCAACAUCAGGAAGACCAAAGCUUUCAGCAUCAGGAGUUAAAGCAGCUCCGAGGCUGCAGCCACGUCGCUGCUCUGAUGCAAGAGUUUUAACCAAGGAUCCACGUGCAGCCAUGCAACUGUUACAUUAUAUGCUCCGUUAUUUCUGUCGCAGUCUAAAACCAGAGGUAAUGCACAGUCGAGGAUUUUACAGUACGUGUAAAGGCAGGGUAAAACGGAAAGUUCCUGAGGAAGUUGAACUGUUGUUUUUAUUUAUUUUUUUCUUUUUUAUGUUUUUCUAUUUUAUUGCUUAAAGAUCGAUUUGGGAGUAAAAGUUUGCAGAAUCACUUGUCAGUAUAGGAAGAAUUAAUGGGUUAUUUCUAAUUUAUCUUAAAACGACAUAGGGAGUAACGUGUUUUUUGUUUUUUAAAGUGUUUCAUCUAAGUUGUUCAUUUCCUUUUGUGCUUGUUUUUGUCUUUAGAACCGUUUUUAUUCCUUGUUGCAGUUUUUGCUAUAGAGAGUCAGAACUCAGACGUUUUUUUUUUUUCAUGAUUAACAGUUAAUUUAAAAUGUUUCCUGUUUGURUCUCAGUCCUGCUUAGUCAGCAGGAGGUGUGUUUGCACUGGGUCUAUGUUGUGAAAAGCCARCAGUUAUUAUAAUGGGUGCUUUUAUAUAUUUUUUAAUGUAAAGUAUUUCUUUAGGAGGCAUUUCAUCAGACAUUUAUGUUUUGACCUACAACAGUUUGUAAAAUAUUUCCUAAGCAAUGGUGUAGUAGCUACUUGCUGAAGUUAUUGGGCAGUACAAGCUGUGUGCUUUUAUAAAAAAAAAAAACUGAAUGUCUUGUUAAAUAUUUUUAACACUAUAUGCUUCUAGGUACUGAUGUUCUGUUCUGAUCCUACAUCUUAAGUUCUAGUUUAAAUACAACUAACUUGAUACUUCCAGAUCCUGGACUGUAAGUAUCAGAUUGUUGUAACCAGAUGUUUGUUUUUACCUCACCUUAAAUGAAGUGUGUAUAUACAGUAUAUGUGUGUGUGUGUGUGUUUUCCCAUAUGUGUUCAAUGUCAUUGUUUUUAUCUAAUAUUUUUCCUUAUGAGAGUAAAAUGUGCACCUAAAGCUUAUAUCAUUGUUUACUAUGCAAAUCCUGGGAAAUAAACUUGUUCUGCUGUGAGUGAA
Messenger RNA from Austrofundulus limnaeus, 3803 nucleotides. RefSeq names its product DEP domain containing 1a (gene depdc1). Bases 142 to 2694 code for a protein of 850 amino acids. The record is from RefSeq and is a predicted model, not a curated record. NCBI's taxonomy places the organism in Eukaryota, Metazoa, Chordata, Actinopteri, Cyprinodontiformes, Rivulidae. Gene Ontology annotation, biological process: intracellular signal transduction. The transcript has 12 exons.